This is a messenger RNA of Protopterus annectens (West African lungfish), 4667 nucleotides long. It is a transcript of the gene MTMR14, whose product is annotated as myotubularin related protein 14. The coding region runs from base 213 to 2117 and encodes 634 amino acids. The transcript is spliced from 19 exons. The record is from RefSeq and is a predicted model, not a curated record. Gene Ontology annotation, biological process: dephosphorylation. Gene Ontology annotation, molecular function: phosphatidylinositol-3-phosphate phosphatase activity. Lineage: Eukaryota; Metazoa; Chordata; Ceratodontiformes; Protopteridae.
GUCAGCUUGCUGAGUUGGGCAGUUGUAUCUUGGUCUGAGUAGCGAGGGAGUGUUUUUACAGUUCUGGUACGCUGUCUGUUAAUUAUUUGGUGUUGAGUCUUGCUUAUUGGAUUGCUACUUUACCGGCCAUCGCAGGGAUGGGGUGGGGCGGUUAAAUGCUCCAAAGCCGUCAGGCGUGAGGGAUAUUAGGGGGGUCAGUUUCGUUGCGGUGAAUGGCUACUCAAAAUACAUUCACCGGCGGUCCCAGAAGCAGUUACAAGAAGGGCGAUGGGAUCACCGAAUUGAUCGAUUACUUCAGCAAACAUCAGUAUAGAGCAAAAGAGGUUAGCAGUACGGUAGAACUCAUUGAGACACGAUGUUUGGAGUUAUUUGGAAAAGAUUACAAAUUCAGUCUUAUUCAGAAUCAGAAUGGAGAGCUCUGUGGGCAUUAUCCAAGACGCAUCGUCUUUCUGGAGUACGAAAGCAAGGAACAUGACAAAGAAGGAUUUGAGAGUACGGUGCAGGUGGGAAAAUUGCAAGAUUUAGUACAGCGCAGCAAGAUGGCACGCUGUCGAGGCAGGUUUGUUUGCCCAGUCAUCUUAUACUUUGGAAAGCACAUUUGUCGCUCAGCUACUUUGGCAGGGUGGGGAGAGCUGUAUGGUAGAACCAGUUAUAAUUAUAUUUUUUCUGGAGGAUUAGAUGAUGCCUGGACUGACUCUGAUGAUAUACCAUCAGAUGACUUUGCUGUGAGGAAUGGUGAUUCCCAGCUUUUUGAUAAAGUCAGAGGUUAUGACAUCAAACUCCUCCGGUAUUUGUCUAUCCAUUAUAUCUGUGACCUUAUGGUGGAGAAGAAAAAAGUGAAAUUCGGUCUCAAUGUAACCUCUUCUGAGAAGGUGGACAAGGCUCAGCGCUAUGCAGAUUUCACACUUCUUUCCAUCCCAUACCCAGGCUGUGAAUUUUUUAAGGCUUAUAAAGACCGAGACUAUAUGGCAGAAGGCCUGGUCUUCAACUGGAAUCAGGAUUAUGUUGAUGCUCCCUUGAAUAUUCCUCCAUUGUUGAGUAAGAAUUUGCGCAUCGACUGGGGCGGCUACCAGUCCUGGGACCUCGUGCAACAAACACAGAACUACCUGAAGCUGCUUAUUCACAUCAUCAACAGUGAUGAACAGAGUGGUUUACUGGUACACUGUAUUUCUGGCUGGGAUCGCACACCAUUGUUUAUCUCCCUUCUACGUCUCUCACUCUGGGCUGAUGGACUGAUCCAUGUAUCCCUGGAUGCUGGAGAAAUUUUAUACUUGACCAUAGCUUAUGACUGGUUCUUCUUUGGGCACAUGUUGGUGGAUCGUUUGAGCAAAGGCGAGGAGAUUUUCUUCUUCUGUUUUAACUUCUUGAAACAUAUUAUCUCAGAAGAAUUCUCUGCCGUAAAAAAGGAGAGGAGGAAGAGUUCCCAUUGCAGAGACACUGAUUUCACUGUAGAAGAUAUCUGUUUACUGAGACGAAGGGAUGGCAGUAGCACUAGUUUAAGCAGUGGUUAUUCCUGGAUAACUGAGGAUUCCCCUGCAGCAACUAACAACUUUACCUAUGAAACAGUGGAGUUGAUGUCCACAGCACCACAGCCGCAUGCAGCCUGGAGGAGAAUUCAGACAUCUUCACCACAAACUGUGGUUUGGAAUAAAGCGCACCAAACUGAGGAUAGAUUAUUGUAUCCUGGUAUGACUGAUGCACGGUCAUCAAGCUCAUCUUCAAAUCAAUCAGAUGGCUUUUUAAGGGCAGGAAGCAGCCCACUGGCAGUCCCAAAAAGGAGAUCAGUGGAUAAUUCCCUGCCUGGAUCCUCCAUUUCUACUGAUUAUGGCAGUUGGCAGAUCGUGUCAGGGUGUGGCAGUAUUCAUGACCAGACGCUUCCAGCGGCAGAGUCCCCUGUCCCUUUCUUCUUUCAGGACGAGGGUGUAAACAACAGCCAAUGUACCCCAGUUCUAGACCGUCAAGCUAAACUAGAGGAGGUACGUGCUAUUUUUCUGUCUGCAUACAGUAUGACGGUGGGCCUGACAUCUGCAUCACCAAGUUCCUCAGGAGCGAUAAGUGGCAUCUUGGAACAGUUUGCACGUGGAGUUGGACUGAGGGGAUCAAACAGCAUUGUGUGACAGUCUCUGUAUCAAACACAGAAGUUUGAUCUUGUACCCUAAUCUCACCAGCCAGUUCACUAGCCAGACUCACUGUGAGACACAGUGGAAGUAAAUUGGCAUUGUCUGUGUUUUGUUGGCAUUUAACUAGUGUAAUUGGCAGUGUUUUAUUGUAACAAUCACAGACUUCAGAAAGUUUUAUCUAGGUUUAUUCCUUAGGGUCUUGUUACCACCUUACUCAGGAGCUGUAUAAUAUAUGUAUGUAUGUAUGUAUGCAUGUAUAUGUUUUAAAAUGCUUUUUUUUCACAGAUACAGAAAGUAGCUCCUUUUUGUAAGCUAAAUGUCCUGUUGCUAUUCCUUGACAUAUAACCUGUUGACAAGGAUUCAUUCUUUGACUGAGGAAGGCUGUUGGAGCAGGUGCAGCCAUGAACACUAUCUUCUGCAUUUAUCCUUGCAGAAGUUUGCAACAUUUAUGUUUUAAGGACUGAACACACAGUUUUGUCCUAACUUUAAAGUAAGUAUGUAUGGAAGGCCCUAUUGGGUAAGCAAGACACAUUUCAUUUGACAAAUUGUAGGCAUACUUGUUGCAAGUUGGAAGCUGAAUCAAUAUGUGCUAAAUUUUUGAGAUAACAAAGAGGAAAUUUAAAACAUGCAUAUGUUAUGGCUAUUUUUAACUUUUUUUUUUUUUUGCUCAUGCGGUAUAAAUCUUGGCUCUAGAUUGUCACUGUUGAAGUGACACCCCGACACCAUGUGCAGAAAUGGGAAAAGGGUUGUGGAUGGAUGUGUAGUACAGUUUUUCCUAGCUGACAGGAAAUGUAAUGUACUUCUUGUCAAAGGUAAUCAUACAGGCAUGUGUUAAGGAAUCAUCAACCAAGAUAAGAUGUAUUCUUCCAAAUUGUUCUUACCUUACGUUUUGCACUGCAUUAAACAAGGACACAAAAGGGAGCUAUUAAAUAUUGAAUACUGUGUAUUGAUAGAAUAUUUUUCUACUUUGAAUUGCAGUUUUGUUUAAUAACUUUAAUUGCAAUUGUCUUCCAACCCAAAUGUUGUCCCUUGAGGAGCAUAGACACCAUGUAAAGAUGCUGUUCCUGCUCUGGUCAGUUCCUGUUUUCACACCUUGGGACUUUAUUUAAAGGCAUUAUCAAUUUCUCAAGAUGAGUUAACUGCUUUUGUGUGUCAAAAACAGCCCUACUCCUAAUGAAUUUCCCCAGUCUGGUGAAAUACUGAAGAUUGGAUGUUUAUUGCAAUUCAUCAUUUGACACAGGAAAGUUUGAGAGUAUAGUACAAAAAUGAUUUUAGCUUUUAUAGUGAUGUAUCAAUGUGACUUUUUUAAUCUUACUUUUAAAAUAGUAAUCGGCAUCCAGAUGUGAGAAAAAAAAUCUCAUUUUAGAAGCCUCACUUUUUAGAACGAUAUUGUAAUAAUAAAAAAAGUCAUGUACAGAGUGAUUUCAUGCACAGUGUACAGCAAACUGGCUAAAAUGUCUAUAAAGAAUUCAACUUCUCUGUAGUCGUAGAGCUUCACUAAGCACCUGACUAAUGUUCUUCCAAGAAUAUUUCCUGAAACCUCAUUUCUCGUUGUUUGAAACUGCCAGUUUAUAGAAGGUUAGCAUCAGUUUAUUUACUCAGGUGUCCGUGAUUUGCCUCAGAAGGCUUACAGUCCACAGAAUUUUUGACUGCAACAAACGUGGUGUAAGAGCUUGAAAUUAAGCAUUACAUAAAUAACCUUCUUUAUUUGAUUUCUAGAACAUGAGCAGUUUAAACAUUUGUGUGAGAUUCAAGAACCUAGUCACAUAUUUUUCAAGCAGGUUGAUGUCAGCAGCACUGAGCAUGUUCUAGAACCUGUGGCUGCUGUAGAUGGCAGUAGACAGGAUCUGUAGUGAAGAAAAACUCCACUUAACCCCUAGUUAUUCAUUAUGGAACUUCUGAAGGGAUCCAAAAUUCUGCUUCUAGAUAUUUUUUCUCACUUGCCGAUGUAAGUUGCACUCAUUGCUACCAUACAUUUCUUACACUGUGAGGCCUUAUUAAAAAUGCUGUACAUCACAUAUGCUUUUUUUUCACAUGAAAAGCCAUAUAAACUGCACAGAAGUGUGUUUGGUUUUUAGUAAAUAUGUAGCUGGGUUCAGUAUUGCUUUUUUUACUUUUGUUUUAAUCAUGUUUACAUUACCCAGUAACUAUUAAUGUGUUUGAGCAGUUGUUUUUGUUUAAACUUCAAAAAUUAAAUUGCUGCCUGCUUUAUUUUUUUAAUUUCUAACGUGCUAACCUAUUUCUUUUUAAAGAAAGAGGAUAACAGUUCUCAAUCUAAUGCUUACCUCAUCCUGUGUUUAUUUUAUAUGAAACUUUUGGUUUUCCUUUUCAUUUGUAGCUUCCAGAUUUUAUGUUUAUAUAUUGAGUCUGUAUUGUAGUGUAAAUAAGUAUAAUGAUUCACUAUAAACACGUCAGCCUUUGCGAAACUAAGCAGUUAAGGUUUUUUUCCGUACCAAAUGUAAAGGUGUAAUCUUGAAAUACAAAAUGUAGUACAUUUUCAGUGGAUUUUUUCCAGAAUUUCAAUAAAAGUUGCUUAGUAAUGCUUCA